This is a messenger RNA of Capronia coronata CBS 617.96, 3009 nucleotides long. RefSeq lists its product as uncharacterized. The transcript has a single exon. The record is from RefSeq and is a predicted model, not a curated record. Bases 1 to 3009 code for a protein of 1002 amino acids. Lineage: Eukaryota; Fungi; Ascomycota; Eurotiomycetes; Chaetothyriales; Herpotrichiellaceae.
AUGUCCUCGUCCCCUUCGUCGGUGAAGCAGAGAUCGCCGAAGCGGACCUCAGCCAGAAGAACACCUCUGCAAGAAAGGACCUCGUCUCAAGCCAACGAGAUCUCCUCGCGCCUGUCAAGAGAUGCUUUGUCAGAGCAAGAGCAAUCGGGGCUACAUACCACUACACCGUUUCCAACGAAAGCGGCCCAUAUUCUCCUCCCGAGUUCCCUCAAGAAGCAGAAGGGUGGCUCCAGUCCGAUUGGAGAUGUUAUCGGCUUUCCGUUCGCGAGCAAAUCAGGAAGAAGUGGCGAUACUCAAAGGAAUCUGAAGGGCGGAGCGCAACCUACGGUGAAGCUGAAGCGAUCCGUCAAGGCGUUACGGGACCUCUAUGAGGCUCAGGCCGGGGAAGCUUCUCGUCCUUCGACGGCGACAUCGCCUCCUCUCCGACCUAAUACUGCAGGUUCUUCUCGGUUAAGAAGCCUUAGCUCUAGUGAGAGUCUCUAUGGGGCAUACGCUUGGGAGGCAUUGAGAAAGAUUUCUUCCGAUGAUUUGGCAUUGUUGCCGACUCUGCCAGCAGGAAGCCGGGUGGUGAAGAGAUUAUCGUCCCGAUCCUCCUUUACGUCGCCGGCCGGGAAGACUGCUGCCACCUCAAGUCCGAAUUACAGAGUGUUGGGUGUCUCGUCAAGUCCAAGGCCUGCAGCUUUCAAAGACUUGACGAGUCCCGUCCUUCCUCCGUUCGACGAGAUCCCUAGGACAGGCUCUGCCGAAAAUAGCUCUUCGAGUCCGAAUGUGAUCCGUCUGGGCCACACUUCUAGUACCGAACAAUUCCACCCUAGCGAUCAGUCGUCUAGCCCGAACGUCAUUAAGCUAGGAACAUCAUCUCCAAUUGCAGCACGGCCAGGGGCUCCAUCAUAUCUCUCACGCUCGAGAUCUUCAUCGGGCGCUUCCAAAAAGAGGAAGAGGUCAGGCACUGGAGAAGGAGAAGGAGGCUCGUAUGUGGACAGGUUUGGUGCAAGGAACCCAUUGGCAUCGAGUCCGCCCGUUGAUCGCUACGGUUCUACAUCCGCUGUGCCCAGCAGCAUCGCUUCUCAGGAACGAAUCGUACCUUCUUCGGUGUCUUACAGCCUUCGCCACACUGAGUCUCUCGACGAGUCGAGUUCGGUCAUUCACGUGUUGGGCAAGGAUGAGCCCAGCUCCGAUGGUAGCUCAGUUGCCGAUACUCAUGCCAGUCUUCAAGCUGCGCUGAGCUCAAGUCCACUCCGCAUUCAGUAUCCCAUUGUUCGAGCUCCUCCUGCAAGCCAGGAAGCCGGACUUGAUGUGCCAAAACGAACAUCGCGGUCUCUGUCUACAGAAUUGUCAGGGCCUAAAAACUCAUGGAGAUUAUCAGCCGUUCCGUCGGAAGGCUCUUGGAUCAAGACCAGGCCGGCGAGUGAGGCAUCUUUUGUUCCAGACGAUCUUAAUGAAUACCUCAAUUCAGACGAACUAGCACCAGCGUCGGCCUUCAUCAUCAACCAAUCCGCAAAUCAGUCUCAAAUCCGAAUUGUUCGGGACUCCGAGUCUGAUCUCUAUGGCCGAGAUUCCCACGAAGCCGCAGAUGCAGUUUCAGCCCUUCCCAGCAACGAUUAUACGUACAUAUCACCUCCUCGUCGACAUGCCCGUAGCGGCAGUUAUGUCGGAUCUCCUAAUUCCUCACAAUCAAGACUUAAUUCCAUGAAGUCAUUUACGCUGUCACGACACAAUAGUUUCAUUUCGACUUCUCUUCGGCCAUCAUCUUCCAGCAGUACAGCGAGCAAUAUUAUUGUGCCAGUGCCCACUUGGGCUCAAAGGUACUAUUCCGGCUUUUACAGGGACUCAUUCCAAUAUCUUUACGCCAACGCUUCGCACUCGAACCUACAUCAUUUGGCCGUGGCUGGCCAUCUUCACUCACAUUCAGCAUAUUCAGCACCAUCCCGACCGGAGGCCUCAAGAAUAGCCCACAGCCCUACCCGAACUCAUGCCCAUCAACCCAGGGCUGGGCGUCUAGAGGGACUAAGGCGACCCAAGAGACAUCCAAGGAUCGAGGCGCGGAAAUCGCAUACCCUUCCUGGAGUCGGACCGCUCGUGUCCAACCCGGUUCGGGGACCUGCGACAGCCGCCGCCACCAGCGCCACUCGGGACGCUCGACGACAGUCAUUUCCAAACCACCACGGUCGAUCUGUCUCUGCGCCUCUUCCUCCGCUGGACCCUCGAGCUCAUUGGGCGGGUAUGAUCGAGAUCCAUGAACGACCUCUCGAGGACGGUCGCGGGUCAAGCUACACCAUUCACCACCACAAUCUCCAUCCGGCAAGUUACGGCUACAGCAUCAGCCGGACCGAGACGCAGAGCGAAUCUGUCAUCUAUCAUCCCAAUGCCCAUCGCAAUUCACAUCACCGCUGGGCCUCGUCUCCGCAUUUGCAUCAUGACCACAGACUAAACACCGGCUCCACCGAAUCUCGAGGUUUCGGGUAUCCAUUCAACACUAAAUCUCGCUGGACUGCACCUAGCAUCAUCAAUGAGUCUGGUCGGCCCUGGUGGACGCGGGCGGAUCUACGAACCACACAGGUCAUCUGUUUCACUGCCGGUUUUCUGCUUCCAUUGACCUGGUUCAUUGCGGCGGUUUUGCCCUUACCGAAACGGCCUACUCGCAUGCAAGACAUUGAGAAACAAGUCUACAUGGCCUCUGCCGCCGCGCCGCAACGUCAGUCAUAUUUGCAAUUCGCUUCACAGUCGCAAUCACUGCACAGCUCGCGUUCGCAGCAAUACCUGGAUCAGGAUCAGGAUCAAGAUCAGGACCAGGACCGGGAAUAUUCCAAUCAAGCCUUCUCGGAAUUGGAAUCAAUGGACAUCAUUGACAAACUGCGUCUCGAGCGUCAACUCGCGGGCGUGGCGGAACUUCGAUGGCAGAACGCGCGAUGGUGGCGCACCCUGAACCGCUGGAUGUGCAUUGUCGGUGUGGUAGUUUGUGUCAUUGUCAUUGUCCUCGCCGCUGUGGGCACGCAGCAGAAGUGGUAG